Molecule: messenger RNA, 1189 nt
Organism: Phoenix dactylifera (date palm)
Lineage: Eukaryota; Viridiplantae; Streptophyta; Magnoliopsida; Arecales; Arecaceae
Source: RefSeq, a predicted model, not a curated record
UUGGGCCUGUGUAGGGGCGAGGCGUGUGGACUGGGCCUGUGAAACGGGCGGGAUGGAGUGGGGAAAAAGGUGGGCCUGAUGAAAGGAUCGGUCCGUGAGAAGGGAGGGUGAGUUGUGGUGUGAAAAGGGGAGAAAGAGGAAGUGGAGGUGAUUGGGGGUGAGGGGCAGUGGGUUCGGGCGGCGGGUGACAGUGGUGAUGGAUGAGGUGGAUGCGACUGGGCGGCAAUGGGGCUCGGGCGGCGGGCGACGGUGGGGCAGCACGGGUGGAGAUAAGGAAGAGGACACGAGCAAAGGCGAAGGGUGGAGCGCGACGGAAGGGAAAGAGGCGGGCGGUGGUAAGGGAGAGGAGAUGGAGGCGAUGAAAGAAGGAGGGGCGGCGGUGGAGUCCGGUGGCUGCGACCUACCUUCGCGCUCGACGCCGAGGAUGAGGGGACUCAGCGAGCUAGGCGGUGGUGGCGAUGGCACGGAAGCGGCGACGGGUGGGGCGAAGCAUGGUGGAAGGGCAGCUUGCGAGAGGUGGUGGGGCUCGACGGCGGUGAGAGAGAGGAAGCGGAAAGCGGCAACGGCGAUGCAGCGCGGGUGGAGGUGGAGCGGCACGGGCAGCGGCGGCAGCGGUGCUAGGGCGAUCAAAGAUGAACAGAGUAAGUUUAUGCUCCCUCGAGAAAACCAUAACUAGGUGUUAAAGUCCCUCAACCGCAAAUAGAAAGAAUAUAAGAGGAAGUUGAAGACGGAAUAUAAGAGCGAGGGUAUAACAGAGGAGGAGGUUGCUCGUGUUUGUCCUCCUGAUGUAUACCCUCAUCGGUGGAGGGAGCUUAUUCACUACUGAUUUUUCGAGAGAGGAUAGGUUGUGUAUACUCUCUCAAUACCUUAUAUUGUAUUUAUUAUUAGUAUAGAUUGCAAAUAUAUACAUUGAAUAUAUUAUAUUGUUUACUUUUUUUGGCAAACAUAUUCCGACAUUGGUAGAGCUGCACGAGCAUCUCAGGCAGUUCCUUAUACAUCAGGCUCUAAGAGUUAUGCAAGGCGUGGAGAUGAAUUCAUAAGUUUUUUUGAAACUCUUUGAAACUCUUCUAUCAUAUAUUAAUUCCUAUAGCUUGCCAAUGUACAUUUUAUCGUAGAUGAAAGGGCAUGAGAGGGAGCCUGGUGAGGUGGAGUUCUACCAGAUGACUCACACUCACCAAGACGGCAGCUU